Messenger RNA from Mesorhabditis spiculigera, 3120 nucleotides. The record is from the annotation of a GenBank genome assembly. Lineage: Eukaryota; Metazoa; Nematoda; Chromadorea; Rhabditida; Rhabditidae.
AUGAAGUGGCUAUCGGGGCCCUGGUGGGCCCUCCUCGUGCCAUUCGUCUGCGCGCUCGAUUUUCGGCCAGCGAAUCAACGAAGUAGCGCGCAACCUGCGUAUGUGAAUCCGUAUGGCGAAUUACGACAGCUGCUAUCGUCUACGCAGACCCCACUACCGUAUCCCUUCGGGAAUCUACAUUUCAACUUUUCCGAUGAACAACUUUUAAUGUUGGGCCUUGCCACUGAGGCGCCUGCCCAACCCUUAACAAAUCAAAAUUCAAUGAACUUCGGUCUGACCUUGGGGGAGACGAUAGGACAAAGCUUAUCCUCAGGCCAAGCACCGGCGCAGGUGAUCCCAGAACAACCCGCGCCUACGACCCAAUCCCCCUCAUCAGCUGUACCUACAGAAACGACCCCAUUUGUCUGGACCACAACACGAAAAGCGCCAAAACUAUCCAAAUUUGCAACCAAAGUUGAAAAGCCAGGAAGUGAAGGGACUGGAAAAGUGAAAACCGCUGCCCACGUUUCCGUACCUUCUCAUCGUCUUCUGAAUGAUCUUUUGGUCAUUCCCUCUGCACGGAAGCUUUACGUUCUCGCCAUUUUGCCAAUUCACCAGAGUGCUGAUGCAAAGGGUCUGGAUUGUGGUCAAGUUGAUGUGGAUGGUUUUGUGCGUCUCGCGGCUUUCUUGGACGCGCUUAACCAGGUAAAUAGCGGACGAGCAAUGCGAGAAGCUGGCCUAACCCUAGGCGCUGUGGUCAUCGACUCCUGCAAGUCCGACCUAAGGACCGUUGCUGAUCUCUUUGAAUUGCUGAGUGGCACCAACAUUCAUCGACAAGAUCUGGUCGCACUCGUUCGAGAUGAUGGCUCCCAUAUGCCGAACGUCGACGAUUUUGCCCGGCAUUUGAAGCUGCCAACGAUCAACACGUUUUUCUCUAGGAGGGAUUUGCCUCUCGUUACGGGAACCCUGCCACCAAUGUCCGCUCCCUUGGAUGCGCUAGUUUCGUUGCUAGAAUACACCAAGUCUUCAUGUGCAAUGGUUGUCUAUGAUGAACUGUUCGCAGAUGCUGUAUCAGCCUUGUCUGAAAUGGGUGUCGCUCGGGGAUUGUGCCUUGAGCAACAAGCCCGUGUGGCUAUCGUGCUGCUUGGAGAGUCGAACUGGAUCAACUUGAUGAAGGCAUUUAGGAGUGAAAUGGUCAUAGCUGGUCGCUUCAUUCUUCUAACUCUUCAAGAUCCGCGAUGGCAAUCGUCAAAAGACUGGGCUGCCGCUUGGCCACAUUUCGACCAGCUUCUCGUCACGGUCACCCCGAAAAAGUCGUCCCAAGCUAUGUACCUGCAUCAGCUUGCACAGCUCUUCCCGACCUUCCCAUUCCCACAGCACUGGCUCCGUCAAUUUUGGUCUACUGCAUUCAAAUGUCACAUCGAAGGCGAGCGAGGGGCUGGAGAGCAAUUUUCUAAGGAGUGUUCGCAUAAGCAGCAGCUAAACAUCACUAAAAUCUCGCCUGAUAUCGAUGUGGCCCCGAUUCAGUUUGCCGUGCACUCAAUUUCUAACGCAUUGCGAAAAGUUGUGGAUACUGUAUGUCCAGGAGCCCUGGUCUCAACUUUAAACGAUUGUCUAAAUGACCCUGCGGAAGCGCUCUUCCAAUCGAUUCUUGGGCUAGAUUUCACUCAUCCAUUGGCAGAAAAUGGUGUUCGCUACAACGUUACCACCAGCCAUCGAGACCAACCACUAAUAAUCAAUCGGGUCAUUUUCAACACCCAAUUGGAUUUCGAGCCAAUUGCCACCUGGGAUUCUCUGAAUGGGCUUUUGUACACUUCCCCAGCUGAACUACUAAUGGAGGAUCGGGAUGGUAGCAGGGUCUCGUUGAGGAGUGUUUGUCCAAAGUCUGCUUGUUCGACUGAGCGCAGGCGUCGAAUUCUAACAGGAUCAAUGCCUAUUGUAAAGCAGUCCUUGGAAUCGAUGCCAUUAGUGGUUGUGACAAUUGUUGCUGUCGUGACCUUCAUUGUGUUGCUUUCGUGCAUCUAUUUGCAUGCGAUCUCUGCGCACAGUGAUAGCUACACAAGUUGCACCAUAUUUUCUUUUGCGGGUCUUUGCUUGCUAUCCCUAUCUUCCGUCUUCUUCCUAAUGCAGCCAAAUGCACUUUCUUGUGCUGUUCGGAGGAUCGCGUUCUCAAUUUCGGUAGCCGCGACAAUUGCUCCAAUUUUAGUAAAGGCCAUGUUUGUCUGGUUGGCCAGCCUCUCCGCAUCAAUGGACCAUCUUGCCAGUUCCGCUUCUCACAUGUUCUUGACCUCGUUGGGACUGGUGUUAAUACAAUCUGUAAUCGCUGUCGAGUGGGCAUGGUUCGAAUCGCCGACCGCCCUCACUUUUGCAACAAGCGCCAAGGGAACCGGGUGGAGAUGUUCACCAGGCGAAGAUUUUGAAUCUCGUCUCACGAUGUCUUGUGGACUUCCGGCGGCUAUGCUAUUACUUGCGUUGUUAUUGUCCCUGAUUUCGAUCAAGCACCCACAAAGCCGUUUAAAUGUCUUGCUUUGUGUGCAUUCCAUUUUCUUUGCUGUUGGUAUGUAUCUAGUGCUGCCAUUGGUCAGCUUCCAGUUAAGGGACCAGAUCUCGACAGCAGGUAUUCUUCUAUACGUUUAUCUCUUCCUGGUUUUGACUUUUUGCCGUCGCGCAUUUGCCAGUGAUGAAGAUGCCUCGCAGAACGGUACGCUUGUCGGGAAGAAAGGAUUUGACUCUUUCAACGACCACAAUAAUGCCACGUAUUGGAUAUCGCGUGAUGCUUUGAUGUCGCCUACCGCUGUCGCUUCAAUGCAGCGAAUGCCACCGAACGAUACCUUGCAAAGACAAUAUCAAGAAGGUGUCGCAACACUGCAACGACCAAUGCCAGGAAAUUAUAAUGCCACCUUGAUCCGCCCUAAUGGAACUAUUGAAGCCAUGACGAUGAGACGAAAUUCGGCAAACGGGAUUCCUACUCUGGCCGUGAACGGAAUGCCUCACCCGGUCCCAACGCAACGAAUGUCCCAGUUAUAUGGUGUACAUGGAUACGAAUCGAAUCCCCGUUCUGAACGAAGUGAAAUGGCCUCCCUUCAGCGAAUGGCCGAUAACCAAAGUUUCCAGGAAUACGUCGAGGAAUCCGGCCAGCUA